AUGAGUGGUGCAAAGGUUUCCAUACUCUUUGUGUUUCGGCCUUUCUUUAGGACAGGAGGAUUGUCUUGUGUACAGGCAGGUGCUUAUAGGCUAGAGACUUUGAGAUGUACCCUCAGGUUAGGCUGGGAGUUGGUGGGUAACAAGACGGGACUCGAUUCCGCACCCGGCUGGCUGUACCCCUUCCUGGGCUGGUGACCCCCUUGCACAUUUCCCUCUAUACCCCUGUUGCUUUUGAUUUAUUUUACUAACUGUGCGGGCGAAUGUAGUAAAGUAGCCGUGCUUCGCCAAUAUGAAAAGG
Messenger RNA from Fomitiporia mediterranea MF3/22, 298 nucleotides. RefSeq lists its product as uncharacterized. NCBI's taxonomy places the organism in Eukaryota, Fungi, Basidiomycota, Agaricomycetes, Hymenochaetales, Hymenochaetaceae. The record is from RefSeq and is a predicted model, not a curated record. The transcript has 3 exons. The coding region runs from base 1 to 195 and encodes 64 amino acids.